Doryrhamphus excisus (bluestripe pipefish) is the source of this 2264-nucleotide messenger RNA. It is a transcript of the gene thap11, whose product is annotated as THAP domain containing 11. The record is from RefSeq and is a predicted model, not a curated record. Gene Ontology annotation, biological process: regulation of transcription by RNA polymerase II. Gene Ontology annotation, molecular function: RNA polymerase II cis-regulatory region sequence-specific DNA binding. Gene Ontology annotation, cellular component: nucleoplasm. Lineage: Eukaryota; Metazoa; Chordata; Actinopteri; Syngnathiformes; Syngnathidae.
UUGUUAUUACUGGCUGCAUUUUCUCACAAGUGCUUUUAAAUGCACAACAUGAUACAUACAUACAUUUUGAUCUUUAGACUGACAUUUGUGCCCUGUUUUCAAUUUGAAGUAAAUUACAUUUUGAAAUAGAUUUGCUUCAUAGAGUUCUUUUCAGAUCAUCCACCAAUUGUUUGCAAUUUUGAAGGCAAACCUGCACAGUAUUCUCAACAUGCUUCAGUACUCAUGGUCAUUUGGAGUUGACGGUGCUGCAGCGUUGUUUCCUCCCUCUAGAUGGCAGUAACCUCAGCUUGGAAGGUCCUUUGCUUGAUGGCUCCCAUCUGGCAGUGUUGACAUGCAUACAGAUGUGAACCAGGAUUUACACUAAUGCACAGUGUCAGCCAUCUGUAGAAGAACUGUAGCAUGGGAUUUGGAGGCCAAGAGGUAUAGAGGAACAGGAUGUAAAACUAAGCGGAUGGUGGCAGUCAGGACGCAUCGCAUUUUUUGGAUUUACAUCCAGCAGGAGCGCCACAUCAGAGCCUCCCUACACUGGAAGAGGCACUCGCAUCCGCGGGACUCUGCUGAGCCCAAUGAUGAAGUCCUGGGUCGGCACCACAGCGCUAUUGCUGCCAAUCGCCUUCUGUCUUGGGUUGGUGCGGGUCUGUAAUGGAGCGGCUAUUUCUAUUUCAUGUGGUUCCAUCUACAAGAGUUUUGCACAGUGUUUGCUGACACUCGGGGACAGUUUGGUGGAAACACAAAAAGAUCAGGAUACGCAGGACAUUGAUGCAAUCUGCAGGUCCUGGAAUGACUUCCAUGUUUGUGCCAACACGGCCAUGUCUGGCUGCCCCCGAGAAGCAGCAGCAGUAUGGGAGUCUCUAAGACAAGAAUCCAGGAAGGCCCAGUUCUCUGGAAACCUCUAUGACAUGUGCGCCAGCCUCACCACCCUGGUACCCAGCACCGUGCCUGCACCCCUGACCCCUCCCACCUCAGAUCAGACCAAUCAGGAAACACUGAAGGGACGAACGUACCAGCAGAGCCCCGCCCUCACCACGAUGAUCUUUCCAAUAUGUAGCACUCUAUUAGUGCUGCUCAGGAUCUAGAUAGGUCAUCGUCAUUUCAACUUGCAUUGUUUGCUCAGAGACAUUAAUAUGCCAGUUUUAUAUACUGUACAGUGUACUAUAUAUUAGUUCUUAUCUUCUUUUUGAGUGCUGACAAAAAUGCUUUUUUAAUCAGAUUGGGACAAGGAUAAUUACAGAUUUAUUAUUAGUUUUUUAAAUCACAGAUCAGCCGCAUUUAUGAUUAGGCCUCAAUCCUAAAAUCAGGGUUUCAGAAACAGAAUCAGCAAGACAUAUUUUUAUUGAAACUCCUCACACUCGGAGUGAAGUUGACUUAAUGUAAAUAUUAGUGACAGCUUUUCAAUGAACACUAUCUCAUGGAGAACAAAGAAUAUUGUUAUCCAAACAUGUCAUAUGUCAAAUUAGAUAGCAGUAUAUUUAGAGUGCCCUCUGAUUGGCUGGUGACCAGUUCAGGGUAUACCUUACCUCUUGCCCAAAGUCAGCUGGGAUAGGCUCCAGCAUACAACUGCGGCCCUAGUGGAACAAGCAGCCUAAAAAAAGGAAUGAAUAUACAGAAGAGCAUACAUUAAAUUAGUUAUUCUAUUUAUGGCUAUAAAUUUAGUAAAAUUAAGUAAUUUCAUUUGAAAUUAUGGAGAGAGACUCCUUCAAAAAAUGUUACCGAAUGUAGAUUUGUUAAAAUUGAAAAAAAAAAUGUUGUAGCUAUUUGAGUUUUGAGUUUGAGUGGGAAUAUUUUUUUCUGUGUGUGCGUGCGAUCUUAAUACUCUUAAAUGGUUUCAUAACAAUCGUGGCAUGAGCAGAUUAAUCUCGUCUGUCUUUAGUCAUCCGUUGUUGUGCAGCAUGGUACUAUGCACCUCCAAAACCUUUGAAACAGUCUUGAGCCCUUGGAGGACUUUGGUGGCGGACUGAGAGGGAGGAGGAUUGUUCUCCAUUGUCACGAACAUGAUGCUCACAUGACAUCUAUACAACAAAAAAAAAAAGUCAGAGGUCAGAAGUGCGUGCGCUAUCUCUGCAGCAGGAUGAAUAUUAAGAAGGAGCAGCUGCUGCUGAACCUUUGUGUGUGUGUGUGUGUGUGUGUUAUAUAAAAGAGUCAUGCAUCAAACUUACAUUAAAGUCCAUUUUGUAAAUGCAGGCUGUCAACAUGCAGCCUCUGCAGGAGAACUUUGACAGCGUCAGUCAUUAUUCUAAUUGUGGACCUUUUAUAUACAUCACCAA